AUGACAGGCGCCAUCUUUCAUUCCCAUCACGACCUCAUCAGGCAGAGAGGACAGCAAUUUGAAACGGACCUCCAGCGGGGAGAAUUUCAUCCUCUGCUUCUGCAGCAGGUUGUGGGCACCUUUCUGCUGUUGCUCAUCCCGCUCGUCAUUCCUCACAGGAACCGCAGCCAUUCCCUCCUCCUGCGAUACGGGUUUUUCUCAAUUAUUUUCUGCGUGUGUGCCUAUACGAUAUACACAGUUCGGGCAAUAAGCUUAGCGAAUGGGUACGGAGUGGGGUUGGUUACUUCUUGGUUCCUUGUCUGGAGUGCGACAAUUCUCGUUUUCAACGAUGUCCAGCAGGACUUCAAGAGGAUAGAGAAGGUCACCGAUGUACAGGGCCGUUAUAACAACGAAAACCCUGAGCCAAACGGCUCCCCAAUAAGUACUGAAAAGGGCGAGGCUGUGAAUGGAAGAGUGUCUACAUUGCGACUUCGUCGAACGAAACAUUCGCCCAUUCAAGAGUCAUCAAGCCCCGACGAAAAGGUGUAUCGGUGGCAGCCAUAUCCGCGCUCCUUUGGCCACCGUCUUGAUUGGGUGUUGGAUCUCAUAUUCAAUUUCCGGGGCCCGGAAUGGAACUGGCGGGUGAGAGCACUCCCUCCUAUACCUGAUUCAGUGACCAAAGACCUUGGAGGUCAGGCACCUACAUCAGAGAUGGAAGGCUCGCGGGCUGUUCAAGACCCGCGGAAACGACUAAGACAAGCUUUUCACAGCAUGUUGCGAAACUACAUAGCUUUGGAUGUCGUCAAAGUCCUUAUGAACCGAGACCCAUUUUUCCGAGGUCUCGUUUCGCCCAGUCCACCUCCGCCGUUUCCUUUCCACUUCCUGGCAUUUUCGCCCCUGCUAGUCCGCUUCUAUCGCCUCUUACUGAGUCUCAUCGGAGUCUGCUGCGCCCUCCAGUUUAUCACAUCUUUCAAUCCGAUAUUCUUCCUGGGGCUUUCCUGCGCCUUUCCGCAGCUAUCACGGGCAAUCACCCACCAACCCCUCGACGAGGCAUGGCUCUACCCGGAGCAAUUCGGGCCCGUAAGCGCUGCUCUGGACCACGGCCUGGCCGGCUGUUGGAGCCUAUGGUGGCACCAAAUGUUCCGCUUUGGCUUCUCCGAGGUCGCACGCUUCGUUCACGACCUGCUGCUUCCCCCGUGUGAUCGUAGUAGUGAUAAAUCCCAUCGGAAGAAGAACGCCAGACGCGCUAUCCAAAUCCUGAUCGCAUUCUGCGUUAGCGGUCUGCUGCACGCCUCCGGCAGCUACACCCAGUUCGCCACGACGAAGCCUUCUGGUCCGAUACUGUUUUUCUUCCUGCAAGCCCCGGCCAUCCUGGUACAGCGCUUCCUAUCCCGGGCCGUCCUCCCUCGCCUGCUUCCUUUCAACCCGCCACGAUGGCUGCGAAGGGUCACGAACCUCGCGUUUCUCGUCGCUUGGUUCAUGCUCACGGGACCCCUCAUCGUGGACGAUUUCGCCAGAGGUGGAAUAUGGCUCUUCGAGCCCGUACCCCUGAGUCCGCUGCGCGGCAUGGGCUUUGGCGUCGAGGGCGAUGGCUGGCUGUGCUGGGAAGAACCGGUCUUUCGGUGGUGGGAAGGCCUUCGUGGUCUGUUUUGGCCUUGA
Molecule: messenger RNA, 1638 nt
Organism: Rasamsonia emersonii CBS 393.64
Lineage: Eukaryota; Fungi; Ascomycota; Eurotiomycetes; Eurotiales; Trichocomaceae
Exons: 2
Coding region: 1-1638 (545 amino acids)
Biological process (GO): lipid metabolic process
Source: RefSeq, a predicted model, not a curated record